Messenger RNA from Diabrotica virgifera virgifera (western corn rootworm), 1449 nucleotides. RefSeq lists its product as uncharacterized. The coding region runs from base 1 to 1449 and encodes 482 amino acids. The record is from RefSeq and is a predicted model, not a curated record. Lineage: Eukaryota; Metazoa; Arthropoda; Insecta; Coleoptera; Chrysomelidae. The transcript has a single exon.
AUGUGCACCAAACUUCAAAAUUUCAGACAUGCUGUGGUUCUUUCUAGUUAUGAUAUUAUUAUUAUCAUUGAAACGUGGCUUACUUCUAAAAUCUUAGAUGCUGAAUUGGGAUUGAGUGACUUUAAUGUGUAUAGGCACGACAGAUACACUCAAACUAGUUCGAAGACUCGUGGUGGUGGUGUCCUUAUUGCUAUCCAUAAGUGCCUUCAUUCAAUGAUGGUUAAGCCUAUCGAUUCCUCUGUGGAACAUGUAUUUGCACAGGUCAUGUGUGCUACUAGAAAGUUAAUCAUUGGUGCUGUGUACUUUCCUCCACUGUCAUCUGGGUCAUUAUAUGAGGAGCAUUCCACCUGUAUAUUGGACUUAGCAGAUAGAUUCAGUGACUGUGAGUUCUGUAUUUGUGGUGACUACAACCUACCUGAGGCAUCCUGGUAUAAUCUUAAUGAUGGUGUAACAGUUGAGUGUCCUCAACACUAUCCAGCAAAUAUUGUUUGUACUUGCUACAAUUUUCUUAAUACGUCACAAGUAAAUACUUUGCCUAACCUUAAUAAUAAAUUUUUAGAUCUAGUUUUUUGUACGCAGAGGGAUGCAGUUGUAUCGAUUUCUACUGAUAUUCUAUUGAAUACUUCUCAACAUCAUUCAGCUUAUACUAUAUUGUUACCUGCAGCUAAUUUAAAUUUAUUUCUUAAAUAUGAUGUCUUUUAUCAUGAUUUUAAAAAAUGUAAUUAUCAGGUUUUAAAUGAACAUUUAGCAUCAAUUCCUUGGAACGAGGUAUUAGAUGUAUCAGAUAUUAAUUGCUGCAUAGAAAAUUUUUACCAUAUUUUAUAUGACGCCAUCAAUAUGUUUGUUCCUGUCAAUCGGUUUAAGUCAUUGAACUUUCCAGUUUGGUUUUCACGAGAAUUGAUUGAACUUGUCAUACAGAAAAAAAUAGCUCACCGGAAUUUUAAAGCAUCAGGCAACUCAUAUGAGGAAUUUUCAGUGUUAAGGGAAAGAUGUAAAUCAUUACAAGCAGUAUGUUAUAAAAACUAUUUAGAGAAUAUUCAAGCAAAUCUUUCAAGCGAUCCCCGCUCUUUUUGGAGACAUGUUAAUGCUACACGAGGGUCUAACGCUUAUCCUAAUGUAAUGUCUAAUGAAGGUGGGGAUGUAAUUCAGUGUGGUGAGGAAAUAGUCAAUAUAUUUGCCAAUUAUUUUUCGGGUACAUAUAAUAAUAGUGAGUAUAAUUUACCUAACUUUGAUUUAGAGUACAGUGUAGAUGUCCAAACUCUGGAAUUUAGUCUGACAGAUGUUUUUGAGGGAAUUAUGAGUGUAAAAACUACAUAUUCGUCAGGGCCUGAUGGUAUACCUGCAGCACUUAUUAAGAACUGUAUGUUUUCCCUUUGUAAACCUUUACAACAAAUUUUCAAUUUAUCAUUGUCAUCAUCUAUAUUUCCACAUUAUUAUAAAUUAUUGUAA